Messenger RNA from Trichosurus vulpecula (common brushtail), 983 nucleotides. It is a transcript of the gene PTRH1, whose product is annotated as peptidyl-tRNA hydrolase 1 homolog. The record is from RefSeq and is a predicted model, not a curated record. The transcript has 5 exons. The coding region runs from base 1 to 654 and encodes 217 amino acids. Gene Ontology annotation, molecular function: peptidyl-tRNA hydrolase activity. NCBI's taxonomy places the organism in Eukaryota, Metazoa, Chordata, Mammalia, Diprotodontia, Phalangeridae.
AUGACUCGCUCGGGCCUCGGGCUCCUGCGGAGCAGGCUGAGCCGGGGGAUGAACCGAGCCGGCCCCGAACCGCGGCCUCCUGGGAAGAGGUGGCUGGUGGCCGGCCUGGGCAACUAUAGGUUGCAGGGCACGCGGCACAGCGUGGGAAUGGCGGUGCUGAACCACCUGGCCAAGCGCCUGAAUGUAGCUGACCAGUGGAAGAGGCAGCAUCAGUGCUGUGCGGAUGUGGCUGUCGCCUGCCUCGGAGAGGCUGAGCUGGUGCUUCUCAAACCCCGCCAGUUUAUGAAUGUCAAUGGGCUCAGUGUGGCCCAGGCUGCCAAGAUGUAUCAGCUGGUGGCCGAAGACAUCUACUUGGUACAUGAUGAGCUGGACAAGCCACUGGGGAAGCUAGCCAUGAAGCUGGGGGGCAGUGCAAGAGGUCACAACGGGGUGCGAUCCUGCAUCAGCUGUCUCAAUUCAAAUGUCAUGCCCCGGCUCCGAGUAGGCAUUGGGAGACCAACCCACCCAGGGGCUGUGGAGCAGUAUGUGUUGGACAGGUUCACAGCAGCUGAGCAGGAACGGCUGCCCCUACUUCUGGAGCAGGCGACAGAGCUGCUUCUCAACCACAUCCGCCAGCGGAGCCUGGCGGGGACCACAUGCACAAGCCCCUCUUGACGUGACAUAGCCCACCAUGGUGGGCCAGGGCACAACUCAUAAAGGACUAUUCCCCUGCAGUGGCUGUAGGUGGCCUCUCCUUGCCUUGCUGGAGCAGCAGCAGAGCAGAGUCUUGGCAUUCCAGCCCCACUGGGGAGAGCCUUGAUCCAGGCUUGAGAUAAAGGUUGGUGAGGAAGAUGGCCCCGGAUUCACACAACCUACAUUGUUGCGCUCUCCCCACCCUCCCACAUGAGACAUAUCCACACCUGUGUAAUCACUAAUUUAUGGGACAUUUAAUUAAUGUUCUCUUCUCCCUGCUCAGGGAAUAAAGGUUUGUCUUCCAAGGGUGA